UUCUCCACAGUCGAGCUUCAACUGUUUUUGAGAUGAUGUCGCCGAAAGAGACCCGCACCUGGCUGCCAUUGGCGGUGGCCGCCCUCCUCUUGAUCCUCGCUCCUCAGUCUUCCCAGGCAGAUGAACCCAUAUAUCGCCUGUGUGUGCCGCAAAUCUAUUUGGCCGAGUGCCAGCAACUUUUGGCUGAUCCCUCGGAGGCGGGCAUUCGCAUGGAGUGUGUAGCUGGACGAGAUCGAGUGGACUGCCUGGAACUGAUCGAACAGCGUAAGGCUGAUGUGCUGGCCACGGAGCCGGAGGACAUGUACAUUGCCUACCAUCGCAAGAACGAGGACUAUCGCGUGGUUUCUGAGAUCCGUACACAGCAGGAUAAGGAUGCCGCCUUCCGUUACGAGGGCAUAAUCCUGGUCAAGAAGGACUCCCCCAUUCGCACUCUGCAGCAGUUGCGUGGCGCCAAGUCCUGCCACACUGGAUUCGGUCGCAACGUUGGCUACAAAAUCCCCAUCACCAAGCUAAAGAACACGCACGUCCUGAAGGUAUCCGCUGAUCCACAGAUCUCCGCCACCGAACGUGAGCUCAAAUCGUUGUCCGAGUUCUUCACGCAAUCGUGCCUUGUGGGCACCUACUCUACGCACCCGGAUACGGAUCGUCUGCUGAAGAAGAAGUACUCCAAUCUGUGUGCCCUCUGCGAGAAGCCAGAACAGUGCAACUAUCCGGACAAGUUCAGUGGCUAUGAUGGCGCCAUUCGUUGCCUGGACAAGGGUCAGGGUGAGGUGGCCUUCUCGAAGGUGCAGUAUAUUAAGAAGUACUUUGGUCUGCCGGGUGCUGGACCAGAUGCUCCGCCAGCUGAGGGCAAUCCCGAUAACUUCGAGUACUUGUGCGAGGAUGGUAGCCGUCGUCCCGUUACCGGACCCGCCUGCUCCUGGGCCCAGCGGCCAUGGAGUGGUUAUAUUUCCAACGAGCAGGCCGUCCAUAACUCAGAGCAACUGCAUCAGCUGCAGUCGCGUCUGGAACGAUUCUUUGCCAACGGACUGCAGGCGAAGAACAAGGACGCUGCCUCCCAUCUGCUGAUCCAACCGAAUGCCGUGUAUCACAGCAAGGAUGCGGCCAUUGAUCCCAAGGUAUAUUUGGAGCGUGCCGGCUAUAAGGAUGUGAUUGAACGCGAUGGCAGUGCCAUUAGGAAGAUCCGUUUGUGUGCCCAGAACGACGAUGAGUACGCCAAAUGCCAGGCUCUUCACCAAGCCGCCUAUGCCCGUGAUGCUCGUCCGGAACUGGAGUGCGUUCAGUCCACCGAUUGUGUGGUUGCCCUGACCAAGAAGGAGGCCGAUUUGACCAUUGUCCAUGGUUCGGGUUACGCCGAUGCCCGUAGCAACCAGCUGCAGCCCGUUAUCUACGAACAGAAGGCUGAGGAUGAUGUCCUGGUCGCUGUGGUGGCACCCAGCGUUACCCGGGAGGCUCUCCAAAAGGCCGGCAUUAAGUUUAAUGAGAAUUGUGGACGUUCUCGUAAGGCUGCCGCCCUGUUAAACAAGCGACGUGGCCUGGAAGGCUGCCAUGUCACCUCCAGUGAUGAUGGUGAGAUACAGAUCGUGCCCGCCUCUGAGCUGGAGAAGCACAAGGAUUCGCAGCUACUGUGCCCCAGUUUGGAACGACGACCGGUCACUGAUUUCCGGGAUUGCAACGUGGAUGUCCAGCUGCCAAGGGCCAUCUUCAUCCGUUCGGACACCACCAGCGUUGAGCAGGAGACGGUGAAGCAUCUGUUCUCAUUGAUCUCGGAUAAGUUUGGUGCCCACGGCAAGUUGGUGGAUGUUUUUGCUCUUUUUGGGGAGUUCCAGAAGGGCAAGAAGAAUGUGUAUUUCCAUGACAAUGCCGUUAAGCUUGUGACGGAGAUUAAGAAUGAAAUCCAAGACGAGCAGAUCUAUGCUGAUCUCCAGUGCGAUAAUAACAAGAUAGCCAAGCAGUGAGCACAGAGGAAGCCAAGUUAUACUAAGUAUAUCUUCUCCAAUGUCUAAGCAUUAAUAAAUCUUAACAUGAAUAUUA
Molecule: messenger RNA, 2034 nt
Organism: Drosophila eugracilis
Lineage: Eukaryota; Metazoa; Arthropoda; Insecta; Diptera; Drosophilidae
Product: transferrin
Exons: 5
Coding region: 33-1958 (641 amino acids)
Biological process (GO): iron ion transport
Cellular component (GO): recycling endosome; early endosome; extracellular region
Source: RefSeq, a predicted model, not a curated record